Molecule: messenger RNA, 1812 nt
Organism: Paracoccidioides brasiliensis Pb18
Exons: 1
Coding region: 1-1812 (603 amino acids)
Molecular function (GO): N,N-dimethylaniline monooxygenase activity; NADP binding; flavin adenine dinucleotide binding
Source: RefSeq, a predicted model, not a curated record
AUGCCUGGAAAGACGUCGAACGAAGUUACCUUUGACCCAGACGUGUUGAAGGCAAAGUAUCUUGAGGAGCGCAACAAACGUCUUCGAGAUGAUGGUAUCAAACAGUACCAGGCGAUCGAAACGGGCAAUCUCAAAUACUCUGUUGAAGACCCAUACACCAAGCCCGGGUUCUCUCGUGCUUCAAUCGAUGAAGAAAUCGAUUUCCUCGUGAUUGGAGCUGGCUUUGGAGGACAGCUCAUCGCAGCAUGCCUUAUUGAGGCUGGAAUCACCAAUAUUCGUAUCGUUGACAAGGCCGGUGAUUUCGGAGGAACCUGGUACUGGAACCGCUAUCCUGGAGCAGCGUGUGACAUCGAAUCAUACAUUUACAUGCCGCUGUUGGAAGAGCUCAACUACAUCCCAACGGAAAAAUACGCCAGAGCACCUGAGUUGCUUGAGCAUGCUCGCAACAUUGGAAGACAUUUCGGGCUUUACGACAAGACCCUGUUUCAGACCGAAGUCGUCCGCCUCGACUGGGAUGAGACUGCCAGUCGUUGGAUUGUGAAGACAGAUCGUGGCGACACCAUCUCUGCUCAAUUUGUAGCUACGGCGAGCGGGCCUCUUCACAAGCCAAAGUUGCCUGGUGUUCCAGGGAUUGAAAAGUUCAAGGGCCAUAGCUUUCAUACUUGCAGAUGGGAUUAUGAUUAUACUGGAGGGGACACAACAGGAGGAUUGAGCAAAUUGGCCGAUCGACGUGUUGGGAUAAUUGGAACCGGGGCAACGGCGGUUCAGGUAAUUCCUCAUGUCGGCUCUGCAGCUAAGCAUCUAUACGUGUUUCAGCGGACUCCAUCUUCGGUCGACAUUCGUUUGGAUCAACCAACCGACCCAGCGUGGGCUGCCAGCUUGCAAAAAGGAUGGCAACAGAAGAGAAUGGAUAAUUUCAAUAUCAUUGUAUCCGGUGGACACCAAGACGAAGAUCUUGUGCAGGAUGGUUGGACCGAUAUCCUGAGGAAUCUUUCGGUCUAUGGGGGGAGGGAUCAACCCACUGCGAAAAAAGAAGCAGCUUCCGCAAUGCAAAUGGCCGACUUCAAAAAGAUGGAACAAGUCCGAGCUCGAGUAGACCAAAUCGUUAAGGACCCGGCGACCGCGGCGAGACUGAAAGCAUAUUACAACCAGUUCUGCAAGCGGCCUUGUUUCCAUGACGAGUAUCUCCCCACCUUCAACAGAGACAACGUUACCUUGGUGGACACAGACGGGAAAGGAAUCGAGCGCAUUACCGAGAAUGGAAUUGUGGCAAACGGCAAAGAGAUCCAGUUGGACUGUAUCAUCUACGCCACCGGAUUCGAGUUUAGCACCGAUUACAGCAAGCGAAGUGGCAUCGAGAUCAGGGGGCUCAACGGAACCACCCUCACUGAGAAGUGGGAGGAUGGAGAGAAGACAAGCACGUAUCACGGACUGUGGUCUCGAGGCUUUCCCAAUCUCUUCAUUGUCAGCAUCGUGCAGUCGGGCUUGACUCCAAACUUCACCCAUAUGCUGGCAGAGCAAUCGAAACACAUUGUCCAUGUAGUCAAAGAGUGCAAAAAGCGGAAGGUGAAGAGCAUUCAGCCGGAGGAAGAGGCAGAACAGCAGUGGGUGGAAGCUAUUAUGGAGGGGGGCAAGCUGCAACAGAAUUUUGUGAAGGAGUGUACGCCAGGAUACUACAACCAGGAAGGCCAGAUUACGGAGAGAGCUCUACGUAACUCUAAUUAUGGAUUUGGCUCUGUUGCUUUCAUCAAGCUUUUGAAGGAUUGGAGAGAAGCCGGGAAGCUGGGCGGGCUGGAGUUGACGAGCGAGUAA